Molecule: messenger RNA, 684 nt
Organism: Melopsittacus undulatus (budgerigar)
Lineage: Eukaryota; Metazoa; Chordata; Aves; Psittaciformes; Psittaculidae
Product: myelin P2 protein
Exons: 4
Coding region: 80-478 (132 amino acids)
Biological process (GO): fatty acid transport
Cellular component (GO): cytosol; nucleus
Molecular function (GO): fatty acid binding
Source: RefSeq, a predicted model, not a curated record
CAAUCCCUCUGACUCCUACCAAGAGUUGCUGUGACCACUGCCUCUCUUUGCAGGACCGCUGCCUUGCAAAGCCUAUAAAAUGUGUAACCGAUUUGUGGGCACCUGGAAACUCAUCUCCAGUGAAAAUGUUGAUGACUAUAUGAAAGAAUUGGGAGUUGGCUUAGCUACCCGGAAAUUAGGUGGCCUGUCAAAGCCUAAUGUGAUCAUCAGUAUGAAGGGGGACACAGUAACCAUCAGAACUGAAAGCACUUUCAAAAAUACAACGAUCUCUUUUAAACUGGGCCAGCAGUUUGAUGAAACAACAGCAGAUGACCGGAAAGUCAAGAGUGUCGUAACCUUGGAGAAAGGGGCAUUGGUGCAAGUGCAGAAGUGGAAUGGCAAAGACACCACAAUAAAGAGAAGACUGGUUGAUGGCAAAAUGGUGGUGGAAUGUGCCAUGAGAGGAGUUGUCUGCACUAGAGUCUAUGAAAGAGUGUGAAGAAAUUCCCUCUCCACACCAGAUUGGGACUGGCUCUUAAAACUCGGCUUAGUUCAGUGACCAAAGCCUCAUGCACUAUGCUUCUUUAUUUUCUUAUUUUCUUUUAUUGGGAAAAUGACUACACUAUAAUUUGAUAUUUCAGAGCCAUAGUGUAACUAAUCUAAAGUAUUGUGGUGAUCCAAUAAACAGCUGCUCAACAUAUAAAA